AUGAUAAAGAUAUUUGUUUUUUUUAUCUUCCAAGUGUUUGUAGUGUGUGUAAAAAAUGUGAAUGCGGUGAAUCCAAAAAGUUUUUCCACCAUAAGGCACGUGAAUGCGCCCCUAGGAUGGCAAUCUAACCGGCACAGGAAGUAUAAAAAUUGGAGAUUUUACCAAAGAGAAGGGAGUCUUCCCUUGUUUGCAUACAUUGACCUACGGAGAAGCAAAAGCGAAGAGGGGAAGCGGAACGCCCUGGCUGCGCAGGGAGGGAGCCAAAAGUGCCCCCUGCGCAAGGUGAGCUUCGCAGGCUUGAUGGGCAUGUCCGGAUUGUCGAUCCCGCUGUUCCUAGCAACAUACAUGAUAUACAACAAAAUAAAAAAUGACAACAAGAAUUUAACAGAAGCAGAAAAAAUUAUGGGAAAGUACCUGUACAAGCAUGAAAAUAAUUUGAUACAAGGAAAUAAUUAUGAAGAUGAAAAAUCAUACAAUUUAUUUUAUAUAAUCCAUGCGAUAUAUAACAAUAUUCGAACGUUAAUAAAUUUUUACAUGAACGUAAAAAAAGUAAAUACAAAGGAUACCUCAAAUGAGUACACCAUUUUAUUUUUCCAUUCGUACAAUGUGGACAGAUUUUUACACACAAGAAAUAUCAAAACGUAUGCUGAAAGGCUUAAAGAAAUUUACCAAGAUAUUAAUAAAAAAAAAAAUGUAAAUAUUGUGUAUGUCCCCCUAGACAGCAAACUCCUUUUUAAUAUUAAACACUUUAGCAAUAUGAACAACUGGUACAGCAUAUUGUUUCACGAUAAAAAACAAAUUUUGAAAAUGAUAAAAAAUUAUAACAUAAUGAAUAUCCCUACGAUGGUUUUGUUGGAUAAAAAUAUGAACAUCAUUAAUGACAAUAUAAAUUAUUUGCUUUUGCAUGACAGGAAAGAUUUUCCAUACAAAGAGGUUAAUCAUUUAACUUAUAUCAAUACGCUAUAUGACAAAAAUAAUCGAAAGUACGAUUUUAAAAAAUUAAAUUCAGAUUAUGUACUGUUUUAUUUUAAUAAUGAGAAAGACAACAAGGGGGACCUCCAGUCUCUGCUCAAAGUGAAGAAAAAAAUGGCCGCCAAAAAUAUUAACGUGGAUAUCAUUUUUGUUAAGGACAUGGAACUGAUGAAGGGGAAAACCUCCUCAAAGGGAGAUGGCAUGGUUAGUCAGCAAGAAGGUGAGAAGACAGGGCAAUUGACAAAUGAAAAAAGUGAGGGAAAUGUUCCAGGCGAAGGAAUCGGUAAAGAGAAGGACGCACAGAUGUCAAGCACAAAGGAGGGACAACAGUCCACACUUCCUGGGGCUCAAAAGAAGGGGGAUAAUAGAAACACUGCUGAGCGAAGCAACCAAACGCAUGACACAAAUGAUCAGACAGAACACUACGUCGACGAUGUGUACUACCUAGGGGAACAAGAAAAUAACGCCAUUUACAAGCUCCUCCUUUAUGACAUGUUCGAUGUGACCUUCAAACCUGUGUGCAUUCUCGUAAACAAAAAGGGAAAUAUUAUAAGCAAGUAUAUCCACGUGGAGAAGAAGGAAGACGAAAUUGCUGGCUUUAUACAAAAUAAUUACAAAAGUUUACACGAAAAGGCAAAUGAAAAAAAUUACAUGUACAAAUAUGAAAAUGUUAGUAACUUAACGAACUUAAAUGUGUUCUCGCCAAUAUUCAUUCUGUUCAGUGACAAACUGAAUUUGGAUUUGCUACAGCAGUACAAUGAUAUGAUUGGUCAGUAUAAUAAAAACAGAAAGGGAAAGAAAAUUAAUUUUUACUUCCUGGUCACCGACGAUAAAAAGUACGAAGCGUUGAAAAAACUCUGUGCAGUAGAUAACACCACCCAGGCGGUCAUUUUGGAUUUGUUUAACCAGAAGAUGUUCAAGGACAAGGUGAACAGACUGGACGUCAUCGAAAAUUUGGGUGGAAAGAGCGUCAUUAACAAGGAAAAGUUCUUUAGCUUCGUGAACAGGUACUAUGGUGACGACUUGUACGCCUCUCCCAUUGUGCUCACGAGGGGAGUCUAA
Messenger RNA from Plasmodium fragile, 2034 nucleotides. RefSeq lists its product as uncharacterized. The record is from RefSeq and is a predicted model, not a curated record. Lineage: Eukaryota; Apicomplexa; Aconoidasida; Haemosporida; Plasmodiidae. The transcript is spliced from 3 exons. Bases 1 to 2034 code for a protein of 677 amino acids.